ACAGCUAAUCGUCAUUUGCUCAGAGCUCUGGCUCAGGCAGGUGGAGGAACAUAUGAAUUUUUUGACACAAAGAUGAAACACACUUGGACAGAGAAGGUGCACGCUCAGGUUCAGCGUAUUGAGUCUCCAGGCUGCAGAUCAGUGGCAGUGAAGUGGCAGCAGUUUAGUCCCACAGCGCCCCGUCCUGUUCAAGCCCCUUCACAGCUUCACGCCCUCUUCAGUGACUGUCACUCUCUGAUAUUCGGCUUUGUGCCACACUGCACUCAGGCCACACUGUUUGGUGAUUUGAGUGGACAAGAGAUCAAAACAAUGGUUUCCACCACAGAACUACAAAAGACAAAGGGAACUUUCCUUCACAAGUUAACAGCAAGAGCGAUCAUCAGAGACUAUGAAGAUGGCAUUCUAGGCAACAGUGAGGCAGAACACGAGGGAAAGAAAGCAGAGCUGAAGUCCUACAUCACUGAGCUCAGUAAAGAGUUCUCCAUCUUGUCCCAGUUCACAAGUUUUGUCGCCAUUGAAGAGAGGGACCAGAAUGAGCUUGACACUGGAUUCACAGAUAUUCCUAAAAUCAUCUCAGAGGAGGAUGUGGAUAUUUUGCCAUAUAUGGGCUGGACUGAAGAGAAGCUGAAGGCCACGCAUAUUAUUGGUGCUGAAGAUGAUGAUAUGGAAUCAGAAGAAUUGUUCAGUAGCAGCUCCACGUUUCAUGUUUUGGAUACGGAUUGCAUGGAAGGAUACAUUUGGAAUGAAAUAUCUAGUGAAAUUGAUCAUUGCGAAAUGGAGGAUGCUGAGGGAUCUAGUAAUUAUUUUAUAGAUGGGUCUGCAGCUCCCCCUAACCCUCAGCUAAUAUCCAGAUCUCAUGCUUCUUGCUACAGUACCAUCCAGAGUCCUUCUCAUUCUGAGCGUAGCACUGACGUUUUCAUAGGCUCACGCAGGCAUUCUGCAAAUUUGGAUGUGUUUGGUAUUACUGCUCCACUUGACCUCUCUGCUAUAUCUGCUCCAAAGUCUCACCGUCGCCGGGCGUCCGCUCUGACUGUUAGUGCCAUCAAGUCCAUACCUUCCUCCAUGAGUGACAGGCCUCCCCUUCACGCUGCCGUAAUGCCUCCUUAUGAUUCCUCCAUGAGUGACGAGCAUCUCUUUUACUGUACUGCUGCAGUGCCUUCUUUCCUUCAGUAUCCUCCUAUUUUUGCAUCAGCAGACUCUCUGUCCAGAGAUGACAGCCUUCCUCCUGUUAGUGCCAGUGUGCAAAGUACUAGCUCCAUGUAUAAAAGACGUCCCAUUUUACAUGCCAGCAGUGCACAUGUCAUACAGUUUGCAGGUCCUCCUGAUUCUACUAAUCUUGCAUCCACACGGUCCAUGUUCACGACUCCCCUGCCACCUCCUCCUCCUCCUCCUCCUCCUACUUCAAACAUGAUGGCUGCUGUCCCUGCAUUCUAUUCUCAGUUGCACUUUCCCCCUACAUUUAGUGACUGCAGUAGUAGCCCCACACUUUUGAGUGAGUCUCUGAGUUUGUGUUCCUCAUCAGUUGGACAUUUCUUUGAAGCAUCUCGUCAACAACAAGCACAACAGCAACAAGUGCUGCAAGGUGUGCAACUACAACAAAUACAUCUGAGUUCUACGAGUUCUGCACCUGCUACAGACAGUUUCACUUUUGAGUUUGACACUUCUCGAUAUAAGGGAAAAAGAGUAAAGGCACAUUUCGCACCACCUCACGACAGCUUGCCAAAAAUGAGAAGAAAAUAUGACACAGUGGCCUGGAAUGAGCUGUUUGAACUUCAAGAUAAGGAUGGAUACUGGGAGUGCACUGACAGGCUGAGCAGCUUCCUCAACCUGGACGUAGACUUUUUUGCCAAUGUCUUCCUUAAGGAGAAAGGCAUCCGUUCUUUUGGUAAGAUUUUUUACAUGCCUGUUGCUGGUCUGGUCCAUAUUGUAGCUUAUUCUCGACAAGAACCGCCCACUUAGACAGGAAGAGACAUC
Messenger RNA from Sinocyclocheilus grahami, 1974 nucleotides. Its product is annotated as poly [ADP-ribose] polymerase 4-like. The transcript has 9 exons. Gene Ontology annotation, molecular function: NAD+ poly-ADP-ribosyltransferase activity. The record is from RefSeq and is a predicted model, not a curated record. Lineage: Eukaryota; Metazoa; Chordata; Actinopteri; Cypriniformes; Cyprinidae. The coding region runs from base 73 to 1959 and encodes 628 amino acids. Gene Ontology annotation, cellular component: cytoplasm.